AUGCGCGUGCUAGCAUUCAUCCCCGUUCUCGCGGCUGUCGCCUCCGCUGGUUGCACCCGUCGCAGCUCACAAAAGCCAGCCCCUACUGGAACCGCCCAAGGCGAAGGCGGCGCCUGGUCCCAAUGCGGCGGCCCUGCUGAGGGCUCAUUCUCUGGAAGCGCGAUCCUCAAGGCCGUCCCACUCACCACUUCCACCUUCUCUUCUAGUGCCGCUCCUGUGACCACCACUCUCAAAUCCUCGAGCGCCCCAGCCUCCAUUCGCUCAACGACCACGUCCUCUUCGAGCUCCGCUCCUAUAGCCACCACUCUCAAAACCUCCGAGUCGACCGUCCCGACUUCCGUCAGCUCAACGACCCUUGAAUCUUCCACUGGCGCCCCCUCCGCCACAACUGUUCCUUCCAAUCCGAACCCGACCGUCCUGGAAUCAGGCUGGUACUGGAUCCGUGCCGUCGCCGCUCCCAACUUCCACAAGUACCUUCAAGGUGGCGCCUCUUCGGCUGGUUCCUCCAACCAGACCGCCCUCCUCGAAGACCACACCACCGCAGGCCAAUUCAACAUCAUCGACGGCCAACUUGUGUUCAACACCAAGCCUGCUCAGCUUUACCUCAACGUUGAGAACCCUACCGAUAAGACACAGAGGAAGCUCAAGACCUGGUUUAGCACGACGAAGAACGCCUACGGCACGUUCAAGUUCCAGGGUGAUACCCUGACGUGGUCAGUGGCGGAUAUCAAGAGGCAGAAUGAAGCCGCUUGGUUGGUGUGCACGGGACAGGAGGUCUUCAUCAACACGGGCGCGUACUUGUAUCAGACGCCGGCUGGGUGCUCGGAUCAGACUAUCCACUCGUAUGGUGGCUCGACUGCUAAUGUCUAA
Molecule: messenger RNA, 870 nt
Organism: Neurospora hispaniola
Lineage: Eukaryota; Fungi; Ascomycota; Sordariomycetes; Sordariales; Sordariaceae
Exons: 3
Coding region: 1-870 (289 amino acids)
Source: RefSeq, a predicted model, not a curated record